AUGAGCAGCUCUGUUUCAUUUUCAGCCAACGCCAAUCAGAUCAGUGGGCAUGGAAGUUCAACAGUGGAAUAUGAUGGAGAGGCCCACUUUAACUGUGCUGUUUCACCUCCAACAGGUGUGCGGCAGGUGACUUGGCAGAGGCCAUCCAAGGAUGAAAAGAUAGUGAACUUGGCCACAUUCAGCACAAGUUACGGGGAGCAGGUUAAUGAACCCUAUAAAGGAAAAGUCGUCUUGACAGAAACGUCUCUCAACUCGUCCUCCAUCAUUCUGAGGAACGUCACGUGGGAAGAUGAAGGCUGCUAUAUUUGUGCUUUUAAUGUUUAUCCRGACGGGUCCAAGAGGAAGCAGAUGUGCCUCACAGUACAAGGAAUAUCAAAGGUGAACACGAGCCGUGAGUCCAGUGUCGAACAGGAAAGAGAAGCCAGACAGGAAGUGUUCAGCUGCUCGGCUACAGGAAAACCAGCUCCAUCCAUUGAGUGGGAUGUCUCACCUGGUGCCAUCAUAACCCAAACUGUACAGCAGCGUGUAGUCGUGAACAGGGACAGCACAUUCACCAACAGCAGCAGCAUCACGGUGCACAUACCUGCAGAAUGGACRGGACACGUGGACUGUCUGCUGAACCAAGGAAGGACAGGAGAAAGACGAGAAACACUUUAUUCUUCUGUUCAAACAGAAGAGCUGAAAAGAAUAGAUUACAACAGCAGGGAGUGCCACUGCUGUGGAAGAUCAGUUUCUAAAUGA
Molecule: messenger RNA, 741 nt
Organism: Austrofundulus limnaeus
Lineage: Eukaryota; Metazoa; Chordata; Actinopteri; Cyprinodontiformes; Rivulidae
Product: OX-2 membrane glycoprotein
Exons: 5
Coding region: 1-741 (246 amino acids)
Biological process (GO): heterotypic cell-cell adhesion; negative regulation of neuroinflammatory response
Cellular component (GO): neuronal cell body; axon; cell surface
Molecular function (GO): cell-cell adhesion mediator activity
Source: RefSeq, a predicted model, not a curated record